CGGGGAGGUUCGGGGCGGUACCCGCGCCCUCCGCGCAGGGCGGGCUGGGCGCGCUGCCCGCAGCCCCCAGCGCUCGGAUAACUCCGCGCCCAGUGCACCGCCGCAGCAUGGGGUCCAGCCACUUCGAGCUGAUUUUUGACCACGUGGGGCACUACGGCAGAUUCCAGAAAGUCCUCUAUUUAAUAUGUGCCUUCCAGAACAUCUCCUGUGGUAUUCACUACUUGGCUUCUGUGUUCAUGGGAGUCGCCCCUUAUCAUAUCUGUAGGCCCCCAGGCAAUGUGAGUCAGGUUGUUUUCCACAAUCACUCUAACUGGAGUUUGGAGGACUCUGGGGCCCUGUUGUCUUCAGGCCAUAAAGAUUAUGUUGCAGUGCAGUUGCAGAAUGGUGAGAUCUGGGAGCUCUCAAGGUGUAGCAGGAGCAAGAGGGAGAACAUAUCAAGUUUGGACUAUGAAUACACUGGCAGUAAGAAAGAGUUUCCUUGUGUGGAUGGCUACAUAUAUGACCAGAACAAAUGGAAAAGCACUGCAGUGACCCAAUGGAACCUGGUCUGUGACCGAAAAUGGCUUGCAAUGCUGAUCCAGCCCCUUUUUAUGUUUGGAGUUCUACUGGGAUCGGUGACUUUCGGCUACUUUUCUGACAGUCUUCUACACUUCUUGCUGGAUGUGCCAAGAUGGCAAGUCCCUGACCACUUUUUUAUGUGGGCCAUUUCUCAGAGUUGUCUAUGCAGCCAGUACCUUAAAAGGCUAGGACGCCGGGUGGUCUUGUGGGCCACAAGCAGUGGCAUGUUUUUGUUUGGAAUAGCGGCGGCAUUCGCAGCUGAUUAUUACACCUUCAUGGCCGCACGCUUUUUUCUUGCCAUGGUUGCAAGUGGUUAUCUCGUGGUGGGGUUUGUCUAUGUGAUGGAAUUCAUUGGCAUGAAGUAUCGGACUUGGGCGUCUGUCCAUAUGCAUACCUUUUUUACAGUUGGAACCCUGCUGGUGGCUUUGACAGGCUACUUGGUCAGGACCUGGUGGCUUUACCAGAUGGUCCUCUCCACAGUGACCGUCCCCUUUAUUCUGUGCUGUUGGGUGCUCCCAGAGACGCCUUUUUGGCUUCUCUCAGCGGGACGAUAUGAAGAGGCACAAAAAAUAGUUGACAUCAUAGCCAAGUGGAACAGGACAAGCUCCUGUAAACUGUCAGAACUUUUAUCGCUGGACCUACAAGGUCCUGUCGGUAAUAGCCCCACUGAAGUCCAGAAGCACAACCUAUCAUAUCUGUUUUAUAACUGGAGCAUUGCUACAAGGACACUUACCGUUUGGCUAAUCUGGUUCACGGGGAGUUUGGGAUUCUACUCCUUCUCCUUGAAUUCUAUUAAUUUAGGAGGCAAUGAAUACUUAAACCUCUUCCUCCUGGGUGUCGUGGAACUUCCUGCCUACACUUUCGUGUGCAUCGCCAUGGACAAGGUCGGGAGGAGAACAGUCCUGGUUUUCGCCCUUUUCUGCAGUGCACUGGCCUGUGGUGUCAUUAUGGUGAUCCCCCAGAAACAUUAUGUUUUGGGUGUGGCAACAGCUAUGGUUGGAAAAUUUGCCAUCGGGGCAGCGUUUGGCCUCAUUUAUCUUUAUACAGCUGAGCUGUAUCCAACCAUUGUAAGGUCGCUGGCUGUGGGAAGCGGCAGCAUGGUGUGCCGCCUGGCCAGCAUCCUGGCACCAUUCUCCGUGGACCUCAGGAGUAUUUGGAUCUUCAUACCACAGGUGUUUGUUGGGACUAUGGCCUUCCUCAGUGGAGUGUUAACACUGAAGCUUCCAGAAACCCUUGGGAAGCAGCUGGCAUCUACUUGGGAGGAGGCUGCAAAACUGGAGUCAGAGAAUGAAAGAAAUUCAAGCAAAUUACUUCCCACAACUGAUAAUAUUGGGCUGGAAAAAACAGAAGCGAUUACCCCCACGGAUUCUGGUCUUGGUGAAUAAAUGUGCUGUGCGUGCUGUCUAUCACCUAAAAUGUUAUUUACCUUAAUGCUUUUGUAUUCGAGGAACCUUAUUCUCAUCUCCCACAUGUUGUUUGUAUGUCUUUUUAAUACAUUUUGUAAGAAAGUUUUAAAGCAAAUGUGUUAUAAAAUAAAUAAAAACUAAGAUGAAAA
Callithrix jacchus (white-tufted-ear marmoset) is the source of this 2113-nucleotide messenger RNA. RefSeq names its product solute carrier family 22 member 16 (gene SLC22A16). Gene Ontology annotation, molecular function: transmembrane transporter activity. NCBI's taxonomy places the organism in Eukaryota, Metazoa, Chordata, Mammalia, Primates, Cebidae. Gene Ontology annotation, cellular component: membrane. Gene Ontology annotation, biological process: transmembrane transport. The record is from RefSeq and is a predicted model, not a curated record.